AAAAUCCAAAGUUGGAAACCUUUACAGUCUCAUACACACUCAAGCCAAAAUUUAGUGCCAUAUUGUCUCAUCACUUUCCGCACUUUUAUCCUUAAACUUUUAUAAAUAAAUUAAGAAGAUAUAUAGAGAGACGACAGUUAAUGUCACCGGAAGAAUACGUCAGGGUUAGGCCGGAUUCCGGUGGUGAUCUUGGAGGAACUGAGCUGACCCUAGCUUUGCCCGGCACUCCGACAAAUACAUCGGACGGUCCAAAAAAGCACGGACACAAACGUAAAUUCCUCGAGACCGGUGAUUUAAAACUCAUGAAAGACGACCAAGAGAAUAAUAAUAAUAUCGCAAGCAUGAUAACUAAUGACCAGUUGGUGGGGUGGCCGCCGGUAGCGACGGCGAGGAAAACAGUGACGACGACGGUGAGGCGGAAAUACGUGAAAGUGGCAGUGGACGGAGCGGCGUAUCUCAGAAAAGUUGAUCUUGAGAUGUACGAUUGCUACGGUCAGCUUUUCACCGCUCUAGAAAACAUGUUUCAGGGGAUAAUAACAAUAUGUAAAGUGACGACGGAGUUGGAGAGGAAGGGCGAGUUUGUGGCUACUUACGAAGAUAAGGACGGUGACUGGAUGUUAGUCGGAGAUGUGCCGUGGAUGAUGUUUGUGGAAUCGUGCAAACGGAUGAGGUUGAUGAAAAGAUAGAGAAAACAGACGUACAACUCAUUUUCCUCAUAUAGUAAUUAUUUUCUUGGGCGAUUCGACAAUCACGCGAAAGCUUUGCUGCAUGCCUACAUUAUUUUCUUCUCUUCCUUCAAGCUAAUCAACUAGGCUGUGAAGAUGAUACGAUCCCAAACCAAGAGGUGAAAAAGUUGAGCAACACAUACAAUACGAAUUACCAAGUUGGAGAUGCACAGGAGAUAUAUAUGAACGAGACGCAUAAAUGGAAGAUUUAUUAUAUCUAAAUAGUACUUUACUACAUUUAGUUUUGGAUUUACAGUUUCAUGUUUGAUUUGCUACAAUGUUUGUUACAAAUUAAGCUUUUAUAUUGAGGAAAAGUUUAUUGCUGCA
Molecule: messenger RNA, 1052 nt
Organism: Camelina sativa (false flax)
Lineage: Eukaryota; Viridiplantae; Streptophyta; Magnoliopsida; Brassicales; Brassicaceae
Product: auxin-responsive protein IAA15-like
Biological process (GO): regulation of DNA-templated transcription
Cellular component (GO): nucleus
Source: RefSeq, a predicted model, not a curated record